AAUCUCGCAGAGCAGACGACGGCAAACCGCGAGGAGAGCGAAAGGGCGGCGAACGACAGCGUCGACGGCAUGGCAAUCGGUGGACGCGGGUUUUCGUCGUCGCGCGCUCGUUGAUUACUCUAGCGCUCGCGUGUGCGGUGACCGCGCGUAUCCGCGUCAAAGCUAUCGUCAUUCAUCGCCGGAGACGGGCGAUCGACGAGCGUCGCGCGAGCGUGGCAUGCGCGAGCGCGCUCGUCGGAAUAUCGACCGGCCGUGAAAUUGCUCUCUCGUCGCGAGAGCGAUCUCAGCGAAACGUCGUCGGCGGGUCCAUCGCGACUCACCGGCCGCGGCACCUGCAGUAGAAACAACGUAAUCUCAUAGUCGCUGUAAAAACGACAAUAAUAACGAUGGCAAGAUAGAGACUGAAUAUUGAUGAAUAUUGGCUGUCGCGAGGACUCACGAGAAUUCUGUACGUUAUCGUUAUCGUGCUGACACCCGAGGGAAAAAGAAGAGGAUCCUAAACGUGUGUGAUUCAUCAAUGGAGCGGGAAGAAGUGAACGGAAAUGCGGAAGGGGACGUCAACGGAGAUACGGAGGAUACGGCGUCCGCGAGCGAGCGUGGCACGCCGGAAGGAUUCGAUUCCCUCGAGGAUUCCUCGAGCGCGCCGCUCGAGAUGGAGCAAUCGGAGACUGGUCGAAAGACGAGUAUCUUCAAGUAUUACUCGUACAAGAACGCAGAUGCAAUGCCGAGUACGGCGAAGAAAACGGGACCCCUCGUCGGCGUAGUUGACGUUGGCACGCGGACUGUUCGCUUUGUGGUAUUUAAUGCGAAGCAUGUCGCGGAAAUAACUUCUCAUCAAAUCGACAUAGAACAGAUCAGUCCGCAAGAGGGAUGGAUGGAACAGGAUCCCAAAGAAAUCCUUUUUGCAGUGAAAGCCUGCAUUAAAGAUGUAGUUCGCAAAUUGGACGUGCUGGGUAUGAAGAUUGACGAAAUCGUAACAGUGGGUAUUACCAAUCAGAGAGAAACUACGUUAGUGUGGGACGCGAUUACUGGCGAUCCUCUUUAUAAUGCCAUAGUAUGGUCCGAUAUCAGAACUGACGCAAUGGUGGAUCAGAUCAUAGCGAAGUUUCCGGAUCAAAGCAAGAAUCAUCUGAAGCCUCUGUGCGGUUUGCCCGUGAGUCCAUAUUUUUCGGCUUUGAAGAUUCGUUGGUUGAAGAACAACGUGCCAGCUGUGAGGAAGGCAAUUCGUGAAAAGCGAUGCAAAGUGGGGACCAUGGAUACAUGGGUUGUGUGGAAUUUAACGGGAGGCAAAGACGGUGGCCUGUACAUCACUGACGUUACGAAUGCAUCGAGAACAAUGUUAAUGAAUAUUGAAACGCUCUCUUGGGAUCCUACGUUAUGCAGAUAUUUCGACAUUCCUAUGCAAAUGCUGCCGGAGAUCAAAAGCAGUUCUGAAAUAUAUGGCAAGAUCAUGAUCGGUCCUCUGUCUGGCAUUCCCAUAUCUGGUAUUUUAGGAAACCAACAAUCUGCUUUAGUCGGCCAAAAUUGUUUGAAGAAAGGUCAAGCGAAAAACACAUAUAGAAGCGGUUGUUUUCUGUUAUGCAACACGGGACAUACCAGAGUAUACUCUUCUCAUGGAUUGGUUACGACUGUCGCGUAUCAGUUUGGCCCAAAAAGCCCACCUGUUUACGCAUUGGAAGGUUCAAUUGCAGUCGCCGGUGCGGCUAUUAAAUGGCUGCGAGACAAUAUGAAGCUCAUAAAAGACGUUCAUGAAAGUGAACAUUUGGCUCAAAGUGUAUUUAGCACGGGAGACGUUUAUUUCGUGCCCGCUUUCACCGGAUUAUAUGCACCUUAUUGGCGAAAAGAUGCAAGAGGAAUAAUUUGUGGACUUACCGCAUUUACCACGAAACAACACAUAAUUAGGGCGUCCCUCGAAGCGGUAUGCUUUCAAACUAGAGAUAUUCUCGAGGCAAUGUAUAAAGAUUGCGGAUUUCCAUUAACGAAGUUAAACACAGACGGGAAAAUGUCAACUAAUAAUCUUCUUAUGCAAUUGCAAGCCGACUUAUGCGGUACACCAGUGUUUAGGUCAACUAUGCCUGAUAUCACUGCACUAGGCGUAGCGAGGGCUGCCGGACACGCUGAGGGAAUAGAUGUUUGGGACUUGGAAGGCGAAGAGAUAGAAACAGUACCAACUGAUACUUUUUUGCCAACCACCACACCGGAAGAGAGGGAUGCGAGAUAUAAAAAAUGGAAAAUGGCAGUGGAAAGGAGUUUAGGUUGGGCAGCAGUAAAAAUGUCUGAUCAAAUGACAGAUGAAAGAUACUGUAUGCUGGCGUCCAUUCCUGCCAGCUGGUUCUUAAUAUCGAGCUUCGUUCUACUGCGGUUAAGUCAUUACGUAGCGAACCGGUGACGGCAAGUCAACAUUAUCGACGUGCGUGUUACUCUAGACGGCAGAUAGCCCUAAUUACAGCCCAGAAGAAAGCUUAAUGAAGUGAUGUGUACAUGAUGCUUGCUUGUUCACACUAAUGUCUGUGACGGCGAGAAAUAAUAUAUUACGAAAUCAGACAGAUAAAAUUGCGUUUUUAGAUUAAACACGUUCAAUACACUUCGAUGAGCCUUAUCGGCGUCACGUAUCAUAAUCAAGAACAAAUAUACCAAUCGUUGGUCCCUGGAUUUGGAAAUUAAUAACGCAACAAGCACAAAAUAUUUUAUAUUAUACGUAUUUAUUUAUAUCAUUUUAUUUUAUUUUCCGUAAAAUAACAAUGAUUUUCUUGUGGAAUAUGAAUUUACUUGAUCCUGUGCACAUAAUUCCAUCUUUAUUAUUAUUAUUAUUUAUUGUAAAGAUAUACAAUUUUCAAUUAUUAUAUAUUAUAUAUAUUAUAAAAUACGAACCUUCAGUAUUAUUCGAGUUUUUGCAUAAUGUGAGCUUUAUCCUUUUCAUUGUUCAUGAUUCAGAAUAUUAUUCUAACCCAAGAAAUGAUGAAUCAAAUUAAAAUAAUUAUUGACAUAGACAAUGAAAUAUCAAUAAAUAUAAAGGUAGAUAUUAAAUAGGAUGUAUAUAUUAUCAUGUACACUUUGUCGGUUCCUUCUGUCAUUAUAAAUUUGUUUUUAUAAAUUCUUUCGUGCGCUUUAUGUAUAAGAUAUAAUCUCACAUGUUUCUUAUAUA
Pogonomyrmex barbatus (red harvester ant) is the source of this 3145-nucleotide messenger RNA. RefSeq names its product glycerol kinase 3. Gene Ontology annotation, cellular component: mitochondrion. Gene Ontology annotation, molecular function: glycerol kinase activity. Gene Ontology annotation, biological process: glycerol-3-phosphate biosynthetic process; triglyceride metabolic process; phosphorylation. The record is from RefSeq and is a predicted model, not a curated record. Lineage: Eukaryota; Metazoa; Arthropoda; Insecta; Hymenoptera; Formicidae.